UCUCCAUCUGGAAUCGUGAUGUGUGAAAUGUAAAUCGUUAUUUUAUGAUUUCGAAAGAGAUCUUGGUGAUUUCCUGAAUAUUCUGAUUUUAACAAGGAUAAUCUUAUUGAUAUAUCUGAUUAUUAAGUUAUAUUUAAAGCUAAGCCAUGACACGGGAUAUAUAUUACUCAGAGAAAUAUUACGACGAUGACAACGAGUAUCGGCACGUUGUACUACCAAAAGAAUUAGUAAAGUUGGUGCCGAAAAAUCAUUUGAUGUCGGAGCAGGAGUGGCGUAGUAUUGGGGUUCAACAAAGCCAAGGAUGGGUCCAUUACAUGACACAUCAACCAGAACCCCAUAUUUUGUUGUUCCGAAGAAAGAGGACAACACCACCAGAGAAAAAGUAAAAUGCUGUUCUAUUUUAAAGUGUACAUACAGUUCUUCAACAUGAGAUGUAAGAGUGUUGAUGCUAGUUUUGUGUUUUUCCAACUUACUCUGCUAGUUUUAAAUUAAUUAUAAUCAAGUGAAUGAUGGUAUCAGCUUUAAUGUUCCCAUGGCAAUCUAAUUUUGCAGGAACAACUUUAUAACCAGUACCACAUAUUGAAUGAAAUGUUCACAAACACUACUAAGAACCUCUGCUUUGUAGCUUAGAACAUAUGUUAUUGUCUUCUGUGUAGCCAAUGAUAUAUAAAUUAAAGAGAUAUUUUAUUUGAACAUGCAUAGCAUUACUGAAAACCUACUUGAGAUCUUACUUAGUAUGUGUGAACCAAGAUGAAAAAGUAUAUAACACUGUUACAAAUAAGUUUUGGAUGUUCUGUGAAUAUUAGACACCUAUUUAUUAUCAUUUUUAUAUCAUAUAUCAUUUUUAGUAGCAAAUUGUUUGGUGUUCAUAUUAAAUUCAGAUAUUGCCGGGGUCCUGCAUAAAAUAUAAAAUGUAUUGCCAUGAGAACAAGCUGUUAUGAGAUGCUCAAAGUUCUGUAAUAAUAAGUCACUAUGAAUAACUUUUGUCUAUAUUCAAGCUAGAGCACCUGUAGAAAUAUUGAAGUGGUUAUGAUAUGAGCCUCAGAUCUAGAAUGUAAAUUUGUUUAUGUCUUCUCUUUAGUUGUAAAGUUAAGGGGAUUUGUGUGCCAGAGAAAUGUGAUAAUUGUUUUUCUUACUGUAAUUUACCUUACAUCAUUAACAAAUUAGAAAUAUUAUGCUUCAAGUAAUAGACCUAGACUGAAGUUUAUAGUUAGCAAAUAUGAAAACAGUCAACUGGGUUAAUUCGUUAAAUAAUGAAGUUAUACAAUUUAAGUUGAAUGGUAAUAGUAUAGUUUAUAGAAUUAUGAGAAUAGGUCCUCAAUCAACACAUGGUGGUGAACUAUUCUUAUCUAUUAACUUAGUUCCUUGAUCUCUCACUUUUAUUAUCAACUGAUGUGGUCAAGGUGGGAUUAACACAAAUAUUCCCUCAUGACUCACUUUGAGACUAAGUAAAUGUAAUUUUUUGUUAAUUCGUACAUGACAUAGCAUAAACAUAUAAAAUAUUUUUUGAAUGAUAAAGUUCUAAGACAUUUCUCAAUUUGAAAUAAUGUUUAUAGUGAUGGUUACAAUCAACAGAUAGUUGUGUUUUAUUCACAUUUAAAGUAAACAUAUUUAAUUAUUAGUAGUUUUCAAAUGACUUUUUGGAUUCACUAUUUUGGUUACUCUGUAAUUUUCCACAAGACUUUGAAAUAAUUUAAACUUAAAAGUCAAAAAAAAUAUACAGGCUACAUACAUUUACCUAUAAUAUGUUUUCAUUUAAUACUAUCUUACUCUAUGUACCCUGGCAAUUUAAUUAUUAAGUAACCCAAUGUGGACAGAUUUUUUAAAGUUAAGUGGAAUACAUUUUGCUAGGACGAAACAUUAUUUGAUCUAUGUUGUUUCAUUUCAAUGCAUAUUUUAAAACUAUUAAAUAUUUGUGAAUAUAAAAUGCAUGAUGCUAAGUUAUUUUAAUACUAUGAUAAUGAUAUGUGAUAAACUUUCAUCUUAAUAGCAUUGUCUUUGGAAUUAUUUGUGUGUGUAGUUUUAUGUUAGAAAAUAAUAAUGUUAUGUUUGUCUGAACAUUGUGAAACUGACCCUGUAUUGGACAUGUUAUUUGUACAUUAUCUAAUCAAUCUUGCUUUUGUUAAAUUGAAAUCAAAUUGGCUACAAAUAAAUUAUUUGGUGCUAUGUU
Leptidea sinapis is the source of this 2170-nucleotide messenger RNA. It is a transcript of the gene Cks30A, whose product is annotated as cyclin-dependent kinases regulatory subunit. Gene Ontology annotation, biological process: regulation of mitotic cell cycle. Gene Ontology annotation, molecular function: cyclin-dependent protein serine/threonine kinase activator activity; histone binding; protein kinase binding. The record is from RefSeq and is a predicted model, not a curated record. The coding region runs from base 147 to 386 and encodes 79 amino acids. Gene Ontology annotation, cellular component: cyclin-dependent protein kinase holoenzyme complex; SCF ubiquitin ligase complex. NCBI's taxonomy places the organism in Eukaryota, Metazoa, Arthropoda, Insecta, Lepidoptera, Pieridae. The transcript is spliced from 3 exons.